GCGUGGCGAGUGUACAUGACGUCUGCUCACUUCCCGGUAAGACCGCGCCGCUACUUCCACUCCAGGCUGCCUAAAGAGGCUCAAAGGAGCAUGGAGAAUCACGUCGGAAGCCACGAAAGUGAGGCGUUUGCCGGCUUCAGCGCGGCGUUCAAGUCGUUCGCCACGGAGGCCAUUCACGUCGGCCAAGAGCCGGAACAAUGGACGUCCAUGGCGGUCGUGCCGCCGAUUUCUCUGUCGACCACGUUUAAGCAACACGCCCCGGGCAAACACGCAGGCUUUGAGUACAGCCGCAGUGGAAACCCGACAAGGAACUGUCUUGAGAAGGCUGUCGCGGCACUGGACGGAGCCAAGUACUGUCUGGCGGUGGCUUCAGGUCUGGCAGCAACAGUCACCAUCACUCACAUGCUGAAAGCGGGAGACGGCAUCAUCUGCAUGGACGAUGUUUACGGAGGCACCAAUCGCUACUUCCAAAGAAUCGCUGCUGAGUUUGGGCUGCAGAUCACGUUGGUGGAUUGUACCAAACUGGAUCUGCUCACGGCGGCCUUGAAGCCCAACACCAAGAUGGUGUGGCUGGAGACACCCACCAACCCCACCAUGAAGGUGGUGGACAUCAGGGCCUGCUCCGACUUGGUGCACCAUCACAACAAGGACAUCGUGGUGGUGGUGGACAACACCUUCAUGUCCGCCUACUUCCAGCGCCCCCUGGCCUUGGGAGCAGAUAUCUGCAUGUACUCAGCCACCAAGUACAUGAACGGUCACAGUGACGUGGUGAUGGGCCUGCUGUCCAUGAGCAGAGAAGAUCUUUAUGACAGACUCAAGUUCCUGCAGAACGCACUUGGGGGCGUGCCCUCCCCCUUUGACUGCUUCCUGCUCAACCGCGGCCUGAAGACCCUCCACCUGCGCAUGGAGCGCCACUUCAAGAACGCCAUGGCUGCUGCCAGGUUUCUGGAGGCUGACUCCAGGGUGGAGCGUGUCAUCUAUCCUGGUCUGCCGUCUCACCCUCAGUAUGAAGUGGUGAAGAGACAGUGCACAGGAUGUCCGGGCAUGAUCACCUUCUACAUCAAGGGCGACCUCAAACAUGCCGAGACCUUCCUCAGUGGGCUCAAAAUGUUUGCAGUGGCUGAGAGUCUUGGUGGCUACGAAAGUUUAGCAGAACACCCGGCCAUCAUGACGCACGCCUCAGUGCCCGAGAAGGAAAGAACUAUCCUGGGCAUCAGCGACACUCUGAUCCGACUCUCUGUGGGCCUGGAGGAUGAAGCCGAUAUCAUAGAAGAUCUGGAUCAAGCACUGAAUGCUGCUCAUCCCAAGAAGAAGUGAAGACCAGUCAGCAUGACCAUCAACACAAAGACUAGUCAGCGUGUCCAGAAACACAAAGACUAGUCAAAGUGUCCAUCAACACAAAGACAAGUCAGCGUGUCCAUCAACACAAAGACUAGUUAGUGUCCAUCAACACAAAGACAAGUCAGCGUGUCCAUCAACACAAAGACUAGUUAGUGUCCAUCAACACAAAGACUAGUCAAAGUGUCCAUCAACACAAAGACUAGUCAGCGUGUCCAUCAACACAAAGACUAGUCAAAGUGUCCAUCAACACAAAGACUAGUCAAAGUGUCCAUCAACACAAAGACUAGUCAAAGUGUCCAUCAACACAAAGACUAGUCAGCGUGUCCAUCAACACAAAAGACUAGUCAGCGUGUCCAUCAACACAAAAGACUAGUCAGCGUGUCCAUCAACACAAAGACCAGUCAGCGUGUCCAUCAACACAAAGUUCUUUACAGCAGAAAAAUGUCACCACACAGAUUGUCAUUUUCACCACAACUACACAACUUGUAUUUAUCUCUCCUGCUUUCCCGGCUGUGCAAACGCAGACAAAUGAUGGACUAAUGUUUUGUAGGGCACAACAUGGUGUUAGCAUGGUGCUACACACGCUUAUUUUGUUUAAUUCGUAGCAAUAACAUCAUAUUCAUGAAAAGAGCAUGUAUGAUAGUUGAAUAAAUUAUGAAAAAUUG
Molecule: messenger RNA, 2006 nt
Organism: Nerophis ophidion (straightnose pipefish)
Lineage: Eukaryota; Metazoa; Chordata; Actinopteri; Syngnathiformes; Syngnathidae
Product: cystathionine gamma-lyase-like
Exons: 12
Coding region: 16-1317 (433 amino acids)
Biological process (GO): transsulfuration
Cellular component (GO): cytoplasm
Molecular function (GO): pyridoxal phosphate binding; cystathionine gamma-lyase activity
Source: RefSeq, a predicted model, not a curated record